Messenger RNA from Dracunculus medinensis (Guinea worm), 1503 nucleotides. The record is from the annotation of a GenBank genome assembly. Lineage: Eukaryota; Metazoa; Nematoda; Chromadorea; Rhabditida; Dracunculidae.
AUGUGUGAUUCACUGUUAGGAGGGAUUCUUAGUUCGAUAUGUCUUUUCUAUAAUCAGACAGAAUGUUCCCGUGUUCAGUGGACUCCACCAUUGAGAGAAUCGUUUGGAUAUCCAAUCUUUGCGAUACAAAUGACUAUUAUCACUUACUUUUUAAAAUAUAAAACGAAUAAAAAAAUAUGGAUUUUAUACAUUGGUGUGCCUACUACUAUGUUUUUCUUAGUCUGGCAGUUUGCAUCGUUUGCUUUAACGACUCAAAUAGCUGCUCUUUUUAUUUUAUUUUCGUUUGAUUAUAUCAAUGAAAAAAUGGCAUUAACAUUAAUUUAUGCCUACAUGGGUGCAUUUGCAGCUGCAUUUAUACUACUGUUUGGGAAUGAAAUGUUACUUACUUCGUUUUUUUUUGCCGGAUUAAUCACAUUUUUCACGAUACUGAAAUUCCAUCAGAUAUUCAGACGUAUUACUUAUAAUCUGAUUUAUGUCAUUGCUAGCUGUGUCGUUUUUGUUAGCGGAACGAUGGGAUUGAAAAUUUUAUUCAGUAGGGCGCUUCAUGUAGAAGAUGAUGCUCAUAUAUUUCAAUUAAUUCGUGCAAAAUUUACCAAUUAUUCCAAUUUUCAUACGCGACUUUACACUUGUGCCAAAGAAUUUGAUUUUCUCGGAUAUGAAACUGUUGAGACAACGAUGGAAACACUUUUAUUACCGACUGCUGGUUUAGUAUUUUUUUUGCUUGCCAUCGUUUUCUUUCGGAAAGAGUUACCUCGCUUAUUCAAAAAGAGAGAAACUCCAAGAAAUAGUUUACCGGCUGAGAUAUUUUACAAUACAAUACAGUGUGUAUUUUUUGGAAUCUUGGCGAUAUUGAUAAUGCGUCUCAAGCUUUUUUUUGUUCCACACCUUUGUAUAACAGCUUCAAUUAUUGCCAAUUCUAAGAUCAUAAAUGAAGCAUUAAGCAUACGAAUUUCAUCGAAGUUUCGAAGAGCAGUUACAGUAGCUCUUAUAGCAAUGAUGAGCUUUAAGGGAAUAUCAAAUUUGCAAAACCAGUGGAAUAUUAUGGGUGAAUUUAACAAUCCCGAACAGGAAAUGUUGUUAAAUUGGAUUAUAAGAAACACUGAACCAAACUGUGUUUUUGCUGGACCAAUGCCAUUUAUGGCAAGUGUAAAACUAUCCACUAAUCGAGCCAUCGUUAACCACCCUCAUUAUGAGGAUGUAGGUUUAAGAAAUCGAACGAUGAAGGUAUAUGCAAUGUUCAGUAGAAAACCUUUAGCAGAAGUGUAUGGCUCAUUAAAGGAUAUGGGUGUAAAUUAUUUCUUGCACCAUGCAGGUUCAUGUUCAAAACCAACUAAAUCAGAAUGUGGCUAUCGCAGUAUAUGGGAUUUAGAAGACCCAGCCAAUAUUAAUCGUCCAUCAAACUGCGAUAUCUUAAAUGACGUAUUAUAUCAAGAAAAAACAAAUGAAAUAUCACCAUUUCAAAUUGUAUACAUGACUUAUGAAUAUUUGAUUCUAAAGUUAUAG